UGGGAGUUGUGAUGGUUCUGUCUGUGACCGAGGUUGGGUCUGAUCAUCCCCGGUGCCUGCUCUGAGUUGCUCCUUGCUUGGUACACCCCUGCACUUAACUGCCAGCGCCCUAUUAAUCUGGAGCCAGUUCUGCCGGACUCCCCGCCGGGAAGCUCCCAGCCCCUCCGCCAGACCUCCGGGCCCCUCGCCUCCCGCAGCCGGGCGACCCUAGUGAAUCACAUCCGGAAUGAGGGGGCACGAGGGGCGGAGCGCACCCCGGAGGAGACUGCCUCCCCGUCUCGCACUCACGGCGCCACCACCGCCAGUCGCAGAGCCGCCCCUCUCACGGAACUCUUCGUGUCUCCCGUGCACCCCAGUCCCUUCAGGUCAGAGGCUUCCGCAGGUGAUGGCGGACGAGGGUGAGGGCGUCCUGGAAACCACCGCGCGCCUGCCAGCGGGCCUCGCGCGGGAGGGGGGCUCGCGCCUGGCCCCGGCGGCUGGGGCCCGAGAAGCCAGGGGAUACGGGCACCCCGACCCCUCAGAUGGCCCGAGGACCGCCCCGCCUGUCCUCGGGCUCCCGGGAGCGUCCUCUGUGGCGACUCAUCCUACCCUGGAAAACGGCCUUGUUGGGGGCGAGGCCCCCAAAACCUGUGGCGCAGUGGGGUCGGGGGCCCAGGCUGAAGCCCGCGAGAAGGCCAAGGAAAUGACGAUUGAGGAGGGCGCCAUCUUCUCGGAGGAGGCGGAGGGGGAGGUGCAAAAGCAGCAGGUGGGCGAGGAGAUGGAGGUGGCUGAGAAGCUGGUCGAGGAGGAGAAGCUGGAGGUGGGAGUGGAGGCGCAGGAGGGCCCUGGGCCGCUACACCUUGAUGGCCCAGUUGUGGACCCACUGGAGGCCAUCCAGUGGGAGCUGGAGGCUGUGAGUGCCCAGGCAGACAGGGCCUACCUGCAGCUGGAGCGGAGGUUUGGGCGCAUGCACCGCUUGCACUUAGCCCGUAGGAGCUUCAUCAUUCAGAAUAUUCCUGGCUUCUGGGUCACCGCCUUCCUGAACCACCCGCAGCUGUCAGCCCUGAUCAGCCCCCGAGAUGAAGACAUGCUCUGCUACCUGAUGAAUUUGGAGGUGAGGGAGCUCAGGCAUGCCAGGACCGGCUGCAAGUUCAAGUUCCGCUUUUGGAGCAAUCCCUACUUCCGGAACAAGGUGAUCGUGAAGGAGUAUGAAUGCAGAUCCUCAGGCCGGGUGGUGUCUAUCGCAACUCGCAUCCGAUGGCACCGGGGCCAGGAGCCCCCUGCUCUGGUACACAGGAACCGAGAGACUGUCCGCAGCUUCUUCAGCUGGUUCUCACAGCACAGCCUCCCAGAGGCUGACAUGGUUGCCCAGAUUAUUAAAGAGGACCUGUGGCCCAACCCCCUGCAGUACUACCUGCUGGGGGAUAGGCCCCACAGGGCCAGGAGAGGCCUAGCACGGUGGCCCACAGAGCCUCCUUCAAGGCCCUAUGGGUUCCAGUCUGGCUAAGCCCUGCCCUGGAACCUGGCCCCUACCUACAUGAGACUCCCUUCUACUUCCUGUGGACCUCUGCUUAGGCCAGCAGUGGCACUCUGUCGUCUGCCUUCUCCUACAUGCACUCCGGCCCCUCUGGACAUUCAGCGGACACAGCUCCAAGUUGAGGCCUUCAUGAUGACGUUCUUCUGUUUCCAUAUGGCCUUCAUGCGUCACAGGAGUCACAGGCCACAGUGUCUAUCCCAGUACCCAGGGCUGCAAAUAUGUACUGCUGUCAUCUUCGGGCCCACCUUUGAUCAUGGCCUCCCCACCCAUUUCUGAGAUGGCGCCCACGAGUCAUUGCUGGAAGGACCAGUGCCUCUGCAAGGUCACAACAUGCUGCGCUUCAUAUUUAUGCUGGCUCUGCACAUGGGCUGUGGCCAGCUGCGUCUCAUCACCCACGACAAAGUGGGUGCACUGUGCUGGCUGUCAACUGCACUUGGACAUUCUAGGGCCUCAGAGCUUCAGGAUGACAGGCCAGGCUACUGGACUGUGGGACAUCCGGUAAAAUGGGCACACAGACAGCAGAGGGCUGUUGUGCAUGGGUGAGGUCAAGGACGUGAGGCAGUGGGCAACACAUUCUUUGUGAUCACACUGACGUCACCCAUGUGGGUCCUGCUUCACAGUCUGCUAUCUGCACAGGCCUGUGCUCUACCUUACCGAUGUCUGGCUGUCACCCUUCUCAUGAGUUUGGCUGAGGUUGCCACCAGCCCUUUUGCCUGCUCCCAGGUCUAUAAGGACCUCAAGAACUGCCAGUGGAGCCAGGUUGGCCACCUGUAAAUGCACAAGACCCCUCAAACUCCCAGGAACUCUGCUGUGCUGGCAUUUCUGGGCAUGGGCUCAAGGCAUGGGCAAUGACUGCGUCCCUUCCUGAGCCCUGGUCACUGGACUCCUACAGAGUCCAUCUCCCCGUUUCUCCGUGUUCUUUAGGCUGCCAGGUUGGGGCUGCUGGGGAAGGGGUGUUUCUGGUCUGGGGGCUUCCACCUUCCCGAACUCACAUCUCUUCAUUUCCUUUAAAGUGACAGCCCAGAGAUAAACAACUGAAGAAGCAAGGUUUUUUAUAAACAGUUGAGGAGACAGGCUUUUUUGUUUAAUUUGCCUCUCUUUAUCCCCUCUGCUCCCAUGCCCUUCCCCUUUCAGCAAGGUCUAGAAUCUUCAAAGGGGAACAGUACAGGGCUGCUCAACAGGGAGACCAGGAGGUAGGGCCCCCCAGGGGUAAGGGUUCUUAACCGUUUUGUUUCUGCUGCGCUCUUUUGGACUGACUUUGGCCCGACUCUCUCCUACCAGGUCCAGUGCCCCUCCCAGGAUCCUAUAGGUACAGGGGCUUAGUUGUGCCGCUCUCUGCAACCCAGUUCCCUUUCCUAGGCUUUUGUUGCUGUUUCCAUCUUAUUUUAGGGGUGACAAUACCUAGUCCCCUUCCCAUGAAAGGCCUUGUCUUCUCCGCACUUGGGGAGGCCUUGAAACAAACUAGUGGGGGAUACGCUCUUGGCCAGGGAGAAGCCAGAGCCAGCUGGCAAGGCGGGGAUACCUGAGUGCUGGUGGAGCAGAAGGAAGGGAGCCCUGACUCUUCCUACCUUUACUCAUUGACCAGUACGUGUAUUAAGAACUAUGAACAGAACACUGCAUCUUUACAGAUUCUCUCCAUCCAGGUAAAAGCUUGUGUUUGUGGAAAGUUAAUUCUGUUUUCCAUUUCACUGCUUAUAAGCAAGAACCUGUGUAUCCCCUUCUCCAUUUCUGCCAGGGAAAUUGAGUUGACAAGGCCUGCUUGUUGCUUUGAGUUGAGAACAUUUACAAGAAUGUCACUAAUUUUUUGAUACCAUUUGGGCACUUACGUGGCUAUUCAUGAUUGUUACCAAAUUGUUGUGGCCUGAUAACAUAACCCUGUACUUAGAAAUAGUUUUGAAUAUGGUGGUUUAUACUGUUACUGUGUUGUGAGGGUGACCUCCCAAAGGAAACCUGUAACUCGGGUAGUCUUGACGAUUCUGUGCUCCGGUUGCCAUGUUGGAACCAACAUCACUGUAUUGAUAUCUCUGCUUCUAAACAAAUAUUCGUGAUGUGGCUUUGUCCGAUCAGAAUAGGAUUCAUGGCACUUUUAUCCUCUGUAUGCAUGAUGAAAAAAAUAAAACCCUUUCAGUCUGGGGGAAAAACCAA
Molecule: messenger RNA, 3661 nt
Organism: Artibeus jamaicensis (Jamaican fruit-eating bat)
Lineage: Eukaryota; Metazoa; Chordata; Mammalia; Chiroptera; Phyllostomidae
Product: putative testis-specific Y-encoded-like protein 3
Exons: 1
Coding region: 227-1486 (419 amino acids)
Biological process (GO): nucleosome assembly
Cellular component (GO): chromatin; nucleus
Molecular function (GO): chromatin binding; histone binding
Source: RefSeq, a predicted model, not a curated record